Messenger RNA from Acinonyx jubatus (cheetah), 1414 nucleotides. RefSeq lists its product as uncharacterized. Lineage: Eukaryota; Metazoa; Chordata; Mammalia; Carnivora; Felidae. Gene Ontology annotation, cellular component: cytoplasm; nucleus. Bases 361 to 1017 code for a protein of 218 amino acids. Gene Ontology annotation, molecular function: protein tag activity; ubiquitin protein ligase binding. The transcript has a single exon. Gene Ontology annotation, biological process: protein ubiquitination; modification-dependent protein catabolic process. The record is from RefSeq and is a predicted model, not a curated record.
CAGUUUCCCAUUUUCUCCUUCAAUAUGAAACCUUUGAAUGUAAACAUCAUCCUGUGGUCUUCAAAAUGAUCAUUUUUAUUGGCCGAAGGAUCAUGAAGGACUCAAGUGUAUUUACUAGAUCAUCCCCCUACUGUUCUAAAUUGAGUGUGUUUACCUUUUCUUGAACUACAAACAACCCUGUGAGUAGCACCCUUACGUGUUCAAAUUUUGCUUUGCUUUUUAAGAAUUAUUUCAUUAGGAUAAAUAACUAGUCAAAGUGCGUAAGGGGCCCUUAUGGUUCUGGGUGUGUUUUGUCAAAGUGCUGUUUCCCAAAUGGUUGGCCCUGGUGACACGUAGGUGCAUAUAGAAUCACUACGUCUUAUGCCAAGAAGGGUCUACUCCGGCUACCGCAUCGUUCGAAAUGCACCAAAUUUGAAAGACGGCAGAGCAGUUUGGGGGCAGCUGCCUGUGGCAGACGCAGAGAUGCAGAUCUUUGUGGAGACCCCGACGGGCAGGACCAUCGCCCUCAAGGUUGAGCGCAGGGCCACCACUGAGGAUGUCAAAGCCAACGUCCAAGGCAAAGAGGGCAUCCCGCCUGACCAGCAGCAUCUGAUUUUUGUGGACAGACAACUGGAAGAUGGCCACGCUCUGGCAGACUGCACUACCACAAAGCGUCCACCCUGUGCUUGGCGCGCCUGUGGGGUGGCAUCGUCUCCGUCGUCAACAUCAUCUCCGGCGUCACCGUCAUCUCUGCCAGCUGGCCCAGAAAUGCAACUGCGACAAGAGGAUCUGUCACAGGUCUUAUGCUCACCUGCACCCCCGCGCUGUCUACUGCCUCAGGAAGUGCAGCCACACCGACAACCUGCCGGCUCCCACCUCCCAGAAGAAGGUCAAACAAGGGCCUUCCAUCCGCUCUUCCUUGGCCGGCAAGGUGGUCUCCUGCAUGAGUCCCAAGGCCCUGGAGCCUCAGUUUCCCUUUCGUUGAAAAACAACAGCAACAAAUGCACCAAGUUCGAGGCUGGUCCUGACAAAAGAUAAAAGGAGGCAUGGAUAUUUGUUUGCCGGUUUAAAAAAUGACCCACUUGGCAAUAUUGUAGAUCUAGUUGACAGCUCGCUUAGCUGGACAGCUUCAAAAUUAUUUGUUUCUUGACGUAUGUUUUGAAAGGUGGGAGAAUUCAGACAAAAUGAGCCUUUGUUUGUAGUCAACAUUUCAUAAGGUAUUUGCUUUGCACAUUUAAAAUGCUUGCGUGGGGCACCUGGGUGGCUCUGUUGGUUAAGUGUCUAAUUCUCGAUGGCGGCUCAGGUCAGGAUCUCACGGUUGUGAGAUCGAGCCCCACGUCAGGCGCUGCCCUGACUGGGGAGACUGCUUGAGAGUCUCUCUCUCUCUGCACACCCCCUUCCCUGCCCCACACACUCCCUCUUUCUCUAAAAUUAA